AUGUCCGACAACGGAAAAACUUUCGUAGGGGCGCAGCGAACGCUGCAACGAGAAUUCUCCCAAUUUCUCAAAGAAUCGGCUACUGAUAUCGCUGAAAAAUACGCAACCCACGGAUUCUCAUGGCAGUUCAUCCCACCAUAUGCUCCUCACAUGGGCGGGCUAUGGGAAGCUGCUGUAAAAAGCUUCAAAAUUCAUUUUACGAAGGUCGCAGGAAAUCACAAGUUCACCUUCGAAGAAUUCACCACCCUCCUUAUCCGAAUUGAAGCGGUGUUGAAUUCAAGGCCGCUCUCCUCAAUGUCUCAGGAUCCCACUGAUCUGUUGGCGUUAACGCCAGGACAUUUCUUACGUGGUGCCCCACUACUCUCUUUGCCUGAACCCCACUCGGAAACCCUCUCAUUGACGAACAAAUGGCAAAAAUUGAAGGUUAUUCAUCAGCAAUUCAGUAAUCGCUGGAAAAAUGAAUAUCUAAAAGAACUCCACAAACGGCAUAAGUGGAAGCGACAAGAACCUAACAUUAAGGAAGGAGACCUCGUUGUAGUCAAGGACGACCUUCUACCCCCUAACGAGUGGAGACUCGGGCGCGUUGUGAAACUUCACCCAGGUCAAGAUGCAAAUGUUCGCGUAGCGGUUAUUCACACCCAAGCCGGAACCAUCACGCGCAAUAUUGCAAAGCUAUGUCUAUUGCCCACUCUGUAG
This is a messenger RNA of Rhagoletis pomonella (apple maggot), 696 nucleotides long. RefSeq lists its product as uncharacterized. Gene Ontology annotation, molecular function: nucleic acid binding. The coding region runs from base 1 to 696 and encodes 231 amino acids. The transcript has a single exon. Gene Ontology annotation, biological process: DNA integration. NCBI's taxonomy places the organism in Eukaryota, Metazoa, Arthropoda, Insecta, Diptera, Tephritidae. The record is from RefSeq and is a predicted model, not a curated record.